Molecule: messenger RNA, 1722 nt
Organism: Podarcis muralis (Common wall lizard)
Lineage: Eukaryota; Metazoa; Chordata; Lepidosauria; Squamata; Lacertidae
Gene: DIMT1
Product: DIM1 rRNA methyltransferase and ribosome maturation factor
Biological process (GO): rRNA methylation
Cellular component (GO): nucleolus
Molecular function (GO): rRNA (adenine-N6,N6-)-dimethyltransferase activity
Source: RefSeq, a predicted model, not a curated record
AGGCCGCCUCUCCGGAUAUGAAGCGAUCUGGUCUCUACGAUCGUCACCUGAGGCUUUUCUUCGUCUGCCUCCUCCACGAGAGGAGCCUUUUCUGCAGUGGCUCUCCCUGUGCUGAAGUCUUCCCAGGGAGACUUGCCUGCCCCCUUCGUUACAUAUCUUUAUGGCCUCUUGAACUCCGGGCUGUGCGCGUGACGGCUUCCUCCCCGGAACUCUCCGCGACAGCGAGGAAAGCAACGUGGGCUGGUGGGGGUCUGACCGUGAUACUGAUCAUGCCGAAGGUAAAGAAGCCGCCGCGCUCGAGGCAGCAGCGCCCAGAAGGAAAAGCGCCAGGUAUCAGGUUCAACACUGGACUCGGUCAACAUAUUUUGAAAAAUCCCCUCAUUGUUAACAGCAUUAUAGAAAAGGCUUCCUUGUACCCUACUGAUGUUGUUCUAGAAGUUGGUCCUGGCACUGGAAAUAUGACAGUAAAAAUGUUAGAAAAAGUGAAAAAGGUUAUUGCUUGUGAAUUGGACGUAAAGCUUGCUGGUGAACUUCAGAAGAGAGUCCAGGGCACGCCUCUGGCUAACAAACUUGAAAUAAAGAUUGGAGAUGUGUUGAAAAGUGACCUGCCCUUCUUUGAUGCUUGUGUGGCUAACUUGCCUUAUCAAAUUUCCUCCCCCUUUGUUUUUAAGCUACUGCUGCACCGGCCUUUCUUCAGGUGCGCAGUCCUCAUGUUUCAAAGAGAAUUUGCUCUUCGCUUGGUUGCAAAGCCAGGCUCUCCCUUAUAUUGCAGACUCUCUGUUAAUACUCAGCUAUUAGCUCGCGUCGAUCAUCUGAUGAAGGUAGGGAAAAAUAAUUUUAAACCGCCACCCAAAGUUGAAUCCAGUGUUGUGAGAAUAGAGCCAAGGAACCCUCCACCGCCAAUCAAUUUUCAGGAGUGGGAUGGUCUACUAAGGAUAGUCUUUGUCAGGAAAAACAAGACACUCGCUGCAGUUUUUAAUUCAAAUGCUGUGAAAAAGCUGCUGGAAAAGAAUUAUCGGAUUCACUGUUCACAAAAUAACUUGGAAAUUCCAGAAGAUUUCAGUAUUGGAAGUUUCAUACAGGGAAUCCUAAAAGACACUGGUUAUGCAGAAAAACGUGCGCGAGUCAUGGAUAUUGAUGACUUCAUCAGUGUUCUGCAUGGCUUCAACGCAAAAGGCAUCCACUUUUCCUAAAGGGAAGAUGGAAGAGACGCUGAGCAGCAAUGCUUUUGUAAGGAUGAACUGAACUAUCUAAAGGUGGUAUCAGAAUUUCACCCGAGAUGAUGUGUGCCAUGCUGCACAUGCACAUCCAGCUGUUUAAUUACCCCAUUGGUGCAAAAUGAGUUCUCAAGGACAACGCCAAUCGCCACCAUGCCUUUGUUCUGCUCUGCUCCUUUUGGAGGUUUUUUUUAAGAGAACAUAUGUGAUGCAGAGUGUAAACUCUCCAGCCAUGUUCAGGGUCUCCUGAAAUACACCUUUUAUUUUUCUUAUUGCAUUGCCUAAGCCACAGUGACCACCUGCUCCCAACAAAAAGCACCCCAACCAAGAACAACUGUUAUGUUUGAUAUUACAACCCAGAUACUAUUCCUUUAUUAAAGAAUUCAUGAUCCAAGAUGUAAACUAGGUUCUCUUAAUUGUCAAACCCACUCCUUAGAUUUUGUGUGUGUGUCAAGUUCUGUAGUCAUUCUUAGACGGUGCAUUGCAAUAAACAAUGCUUUUUGUA